AUGGGUAAACUGGUUGGUAAACUCAUCGGCUCGGGUAUCGACGCCAUCAACGCAUCUCGAAAUCGCUCAUCUUACACAAGCCCCCACUCAAACACAAGACGCGAUCUUACCGCUGAUCAGAGCGGUGAAUUCGUUGCUACAGAGAAGGUAGCUGGUGCGCCCAUCUACGAAGGAUAUGCAGAGCUUCCAGCGCCCAACGCGCCCCCUAUUCACGCCCAGUAUGCAGAGCUCCCUGCCUCGAUUUCCUUUACCCACGAGCCUCCCAAGUCCGACGUCCAGCUCCAUGAGAAUUAUGCAGAGCUUCCAAGUGCUUCAUACGAGGAUAUCGAAACCAAGAGGAUCAACCUCGACCCAGUCGAUGGGCACCAUACAAAAUACUCUCCAGUGGAGAGGGACAACUGGGACGCGUAUAGCGAGUCCAAUUAUUCAACCGGCCUUAACCGCGGCAUGAAUCAAGACGAAGCGGCCUGCAAACUGGAUGAGACAACACGAUACGCGAGACCGCCCACAUACGAAGAGUCGGGAAUAUCACCCAGCAAUGUUUCAAAUGUGCCAGGAAAUAACAAUCUCGGCGAAGCUAGAGAGACAGAGCGACGGGAAAUCGAGAAUAUGGUUCGCGAUCUUCUGGAUAUGGCAGGACCACCAAAUUCAUCCACAGGUCGGAUGCCUGGCCCCGUUGUGAUUCCACAACGGAGGCCCGGGUCGAAAUUCCGUGGGUUCGUGUGUGCGUAUGCACCCGAAUUGGCGGAUUGCGGCAUAGGCCAGGACAUGUUUUUGGAAUUUCUGGAAGACAUCUACGAGUCAAGUAAAGUCUCUCGAAACCUCGAUGUUAUCGGCAUCGCAACGGAUAUCGUGACUUGGGUACCCGGAAAGACAGAUAUUAUGACAGAAACCCUCAUAAAGAUAGUGGCUGGAUCCAUUCCCAGAUCACGAUACCCUGGUCGGGAGUCAACCUUCCUCGACUCGGUCAACGACUUGAUAUUCAUGCCUCGAGGCCUCUGUGCUAUGGUGGUGGAGUUCAAGGACAAUAUUUUCGGCCAGCAAGAAGGUGUGCUCGGUCCACUUUCCCAGCGAAUGGGCAGAACAAUAUUUACUUCCGAGAAGAUUAAUUUGACCGGGUCGGCGAUGAGCCCCAAAUCAAGCACCGAGAUCUAUGACAGGAGAGCCGUCCAACAAGACACGGAUUCUAGCUCUUUCCGGUCCAGAAACAGUGGCCCUCUGCAGAUUGAGAUCCUCGAAUCUAGACCGUUGAUCUUUCCUGAUUUGCAUUGCGCGGCAGUUGGGGUCACAGAACGAACAGAACGAACAGAGAGGAUGGAGAGAUCAAGACCAGGUAGCAUGGACAGACACUCAAUGAUCAGGGCCGCAGGUGGAUGGAUUGGUGAUCAAUAUGAGAGAAGGAAGUUAGAGUCAGAAAACGUGAAUAUGUCACGAAUGUCGCACGGAAAUGGUUUAAAUGGCUUAAAAUACUUAAAUCUACAUCACGACGGCUCCGCACAUUCAGCACAUAACGGCAAGCUCAUAUCGACAAUUACCGGUGGGAGGCUAGGAAAUAAAAACAAGCAAGGACUGAUCCAUCGUGCUGCAGCUUCUAUCAUGGAAGCUCAGGGUGCCAAGCAAGCUACUCGGAGUACAGAUUCGAUUGAAUCAAACACCGGCAUAGGGAGAACGCAUCUUGGGAAUAAUACCCGGAGCCUGAGCUCCACGAAAAAGGUUCUGCAGCCGAAUAUGCAGUAUCUGGUAAUUGUGAAUAUGCCCAGUGGACAGGAAUUACAGCAAUGUGCUACCAAGCUAGAAUACAUCAUGAAGGAGAAGGGAUUGCCGAUAGCUAAUGGCUUUGAACGAUAA
Molecule: messenger RNA, 1848 nt
Organism: Penicillium manginii
Lineage: Eukaryota; Fungi; Ascomycota; Eurotiomycetes; Eurotiales; Aspergillaceae
Exons: 3
Coding region: 1-1848 (615 amino acids)
Source: RefSeq, a predicted model, not a curated record